Molecule: messenger RNA, 897 nt
Organism: Physcomitrium patens
Lineage: Eukaryota; Viridiplantae; Streptophyta; Bryopsida; Funariales; Funariaceae
Source: RefSeq, a predicted model, not a curated record
CAAGUUCAGACUCCAACCCAUUCAGUUACGCGCUUCUUCUGUGACGUGCUGUUGAGUUGUGCUGUUUCAGUGGCUGAGGACCUUGUUUUCUCCACUUUGCCGAAUAUCAUUCUCUUUGCUAGUUUCUCGCAUGUUCCAUUCGAUACCCGAAGAAGUUGUUGGAAGGAACGUCUUCUCUCUGGCUUUGCUAAGGUUUUAGCUAGAUUUUUGGUUUGUUCCCGUCGGCAGUUUUGCUUGUACCUCGAACGAUAUUCGUAUCUACAUGCGAGGUGGCACCUCCAGCCUUUUAGGUGGCUUCUGCCUCCUGACCUCGCUCCUUUCUGUCUUUGUUUCGUUUUGUCAACAGCUGCACUCCAUCGCGAUGAGGAACACGGUGCGUGCUCCGUCCGGCGCCUUGUCCCGAGAGUGGGAUAUUGGUGCAGGCCUGCGAGACCCAGUGACGAUCGCUCCGCCGCUGGACAUCCCCCCAAUCCCAGAUCCUCAAUGAUUCAAUGUUCCAGCAUCCGAACCAACUCACCGAGCGCCUUGGUUUCCUCCCGAAACCAAGGCACUCUGGAGUGCGACUCGUUGCUGCGCCCGUGUGUGUGUGCCCGGCGCAUGGUUUCCAUCGACCUAUCGGCGGGUCUUUCUGUGUUGCGAGCUUGAUUUCUCUGCACGUCAUUUGAUUUCUGUGUUCCUAGUAAUUAUAUGCUCCACGGUGGUUUGGGCUGUCUUGUCUUGUCAGCUCAUGGUGUGUUGCUUUUAGUUGCCCGUGUGCAACUCGCCUAACCUGACCUUAGGCGUCAAGAGGUGAUUUCUGACCUACGCAUGUUUACGAGCAUCGCUUCACGUCGUGAUGUGAAUUUGGCUAGUCGGUCAAAUAUGUAAAUACACCAGGAAAACUGGUCGCGGUUCAAA